CUAGUUGAUCGGCUGAUCCGUGUUCGAUGGACGUAUUUCUAAAUAUUUAGAAAAUGAUUAUUAAUUAAAUUAAAUAACCAUAAUCAUGGACGAACACGAGUUUUUCACUCAAACUGUGCAACAUUUAGCUCGCUGUUUGUCAAGCAUAAAUCCAACACCAUGGGAAAAAGUAAAUACUCUGUUUAUGCUGUGCCCACAAGCCAGUUCAUCCCUGGUUGUAACAUCAAAGAGCCAGGAAGCAUCCAUAGCAUUAGGAUUGUACUUCCUACAGAGUGGCCUGCAGCACCAGGACAAACUCCUACCAUACUUCUUGAAGGUUCUGAAAAGUCUAACAAAUGCACAAUUUGAGGAGCCACUGUACAGGACCAAAAAUAAAGACCGUAUACCGAUGUCCGAAAAAUUCAGCUUCUGUCUAAAUACUCUGUUAUCCGACGUGGCAUCGAAACAGUCGUCUCUACGCGAAGAAAUCCUAACAGCGCAAAUUGAUCUUAUGUCGAAUCUUACAAAGACCAUAAUCGAUUGCUACGAAAGUCGCGACUUCGAUACAGUAUCAAAACUUCAGCUGUGCAAGAGCACGGUUCCCGUUCUCAUCGGUCUGGCUAGAUCCAUGGGCAGGUAUUCGACGGUCGAUCCUCCGUUGCUUUGCCGAUUGUUCCCGCAGCCCCCCAGUCCUGUGAAAACAAAGGAACCGGAGCCUAAUUUCGAAUACGCUACGUUAGAUAAGAAGAGAAAAUUCAAUCAAUUCCGCCCCAUUAUACCUAGGUCCCUGUCUGGGAAUUUGCACCUCAAUAGCGACAGUAUAGUGGAGAAUGGCAGCGACACAAUGGACAGUGGAGUCGGAACGCUAAAACGCGGCUCCCUGCACAGCUACAACUCGGUCCCCUACGACCCGACCACAUAUUUCUUCCACAAGUUCGGGUCUAGCUUUAACCAGUUUCCUUACAUGAGAUUUUCGGAGUCUCCCGAAAAAAGGAACAGUGUCCAAUUUUAUGUGACGUAUCUGCAGUCUAUAUUGUCUCUGGCAAAAAAGCUGCUCACCAAAGACCUCUUGUCGUUCAUCGACGAAGAGGCUGAAGAUGUACACGCGUCGGGACAGAUAAAUGUGUUCCCUUAUAAGUCAUUCUCGGAAACAUUGAAUUUGGUAAUGGUAACAUUAUUGAGGGAGUUAUUGCAACACCAGAAGGACCUUCCAGGCCCGUUUACCAAAGACGUACAGGAAUUCGUGAAAUGUCUGUUCCUAAGCGGCCAGACGGAGUUGCAGAGUCGACACCACGACGCUUCCGAGAGAGAAGACAGGGAGAGUAACUACGCCACAGUAAACAAGUUCAAAGUUAACGUGAUGGCGAAUUCAGCUUGCGUAGAUCUUCUGGUUUGGGCCAUCGGAGAUGAGACAGGAGCCGAUUCACUCUGCGGGCGUUUGACAGAGAAAAUCAAUUCGAAUCACAAUCACAAAUUGAUAUUAGCUCACAUGCCUCUACUGAUGGUCUGUCUUGAAGGUCUGGGGAAGCUGGCUACGAAAUUCCCGACGAUAGCCAACACCUCGAUAUACUGCCUAAGGGAUUUCCUGGUCACACCCUCGCCGAUACUGUUCAAGUUGCACAAACUCGAACUCGAGAAAACCGGGAAAGAGCACAUGAAAGUCACCCUUCAGGGCAAAGAGCUGCAGGGUCUAACGGAGUCUGGGGUCCCGGUCAAGUCAACGCCGUUCGAGAAGCUUCGGGACGCGGCCAUCGAGAACCUGUGCGUGGCGCUGGAGGCGGCGCUCACCGUGGACCCGUACUGCGUGCCCGCGCUGGUGGGCUCCGUCAGCAACCGGCUGUUCACCGCGGAGACCAGCGACAGUGAAUCUUCGUUGAUAAGCACCAACAUAGUGAUAAUGUUGGGGCACGUGGCGGUCGCGUUAAAGGACACGCCCAAAACGAGCGACACAAUACUUCAAUUCUUUCAACAGAGAUUAUGUCGUGCCCCGUCAUCGUUGGACACUCUCAUCGUGGAUCAGUUGGGCUGCAUGGCCCUAGCUAGCCCCGAGGGUCCAGCACACGACGAGAUCAUGAGGAUGUUCACUGUCAUUACAGUGGAAGCUGCCAGUGCGGUAUACCAUCACACCGACGACAGGAAACAAUACAGGCACGUGUCGGGCGCGGUGCUGAACGCGCUCGCGAACAUAGCGGCGAACGUUCGCGGCACGAACGUCCGGCUGGAGCUGCUGACGCGGCUGCUGGAGCUGUUCGUGCAGCUCGGGCUGGGCGGGGAGCGCGCCACGGACCGCUCGCCCGCGCCCGUGCUCAAGGCGUCCGGCAGCGCGGGCAACCUCGGCGUGCUCAUACCCGUCAUAGCGGUUCUAGUGAAGAGACUCCCACCGAUCAAGAACCCGAAACCGAGAUUGCACAAGCUGUUCAAAGACUUCUGGCUGUACUGCGUCGUGAUGGGAUUCACUGCGGCGGAAUCAGUUAUGCGAAAGCGUCUAUGGCCGCAGGAGUGGUACACGGGCGUGAAAGAGAUAGCCGUCAAAUCACCUUACCUUGUCUCGCAGACGUCGUUACGUUCGGAAAUGCGGGAGUUGCAGUACACUUCGGCGGUAAGGAACGACUCGGUGUCGAUAAACGAACUACAAGAACUGAAGACUCAGAUAUUGAACUUGCUGGAGCACGCGGCCGACAUAACGGUCAUAGUGAAUAAGCUGAGUUUCGCGCCCUGCAUGUACAUAUUGAGCGUCUAUUGGCUGGAAACAUUGAGGGUGUGCAAUUCACCGGAGCCCAGCUUACAACCGAUCAUAGAAUAUUUAAGUGAUACAACCUUACAAAAGGAUAAGGCCGGAAUGUGGCAGUGCGUAGCGAGCGUCGGCGACAAGGUGUUCCAGAAGUUUCUCGACGUGAUGUCGCAGAAGGUGAAGGACGACUCUCGCGAGCGCGAGCUGGAGGGCCACGCCCAGUUCCUGCUGGUCAACUUCAACCACAUCCACAAGCAGAUCCGGCGCGUCGCCGACCAGUGGCUCGCCAGGCUCGUUGACAGAUUCCCGCAUCUGUUGUGGAAUUGUCGGGUGCUUUGGUCCAUGCUGGAUAUAUUGCAAGUGCUGAGUUUCAGUCUCGAGUUGGACGCGAACCAGGAAACGCCGCUGCUUAAAGUUCCCGGGACAGAUUUCACUUUGCAACUCCAAGACACGUUGGAAGGGAGAGAGAGCAUAGUCAAAGACUUCGCCGACCGUUGUCACGGCAUCGUCCAGGAAGCCAUGAAGUGGGCCCCGCAGUCCACCCGCUCACACCUGCAGGAGUACCUCAACCAGGUCCCGAACUCGACGCUGUGGCACCACUGCGGGCUCGCGCUGGCGACGGGCGCGCUGCUCGGAGCCGCCGGCCUCAACCGGAUGUCCGCGCCCCUGCCCCGCGCCGCCCUCGACAAGCGCCCGCCCUGCGUCACGCAGGACUCGGCCGCCUUGCUCGCCGUCGUGUCGCAGAGGAGUCGAUUUGCCGGGGAGAUAGCGGGCGCGGUGAGCGCGGAGGGCGGCGGCGAGGCGGCGGUGUGGCGCGUGGCGGCGCGGCUGCUGGGCUCGCUGCGGGAGGCGGGCGCGGCGGGCGAGACCGCGCACCGCGCCGCGCUGUGGCGGGCCGCCGCGCUGCUCGUGCACGCCGCGCAGCACAGCCCCGCCGCGCCGCUCACGCGCCGGCUGCUGCACGCCGUCGCCUGGUCCCAAGUGGAGCUCUUCACGGAGGACGCGGUGACGACGGCGGUGGAAUGCUGGCAGUGGCUGACCACGGCCCGGCCCGACCUCGAGCUGCGUCUCAUGCAGGAGAUAUUUGCGGCCUGGCAGUGCACCGUGGACCGGAAGAUGGGCCUUUUCUCCAAGCAGACCGAGGAGACCAGCCCUCUGGCGGCGUACGAAGGUUCAAAACUGGAGCCCCGACCUCCGUUCGUGGCCCCGCACGCGGUGUGGGUCCGCUACUUGUGCGAAGUGGCGGAGACCGCCAAAUACAACAGCCAGGAGAAGGUCGAGAUGCUGGCGAGCCUGCUGCACCGAUCUUUGCCGAUCACUGUGGGCGAUUACCGCGAUCACAUAAACAGACACGUCGAAGCAGUCGGAGUCAGAUUCAAACUCCUCUCGUGCGGUCUCUCUCUACUGCAAGGCGACAUACUGCCGCGCUCGCUGGCCCGGAACAUACUCCGCGAACGCGUGUACAGCGCCUGCUUGGACUACUUCUGCCGAGGGAUCCAGUGCCCGUCGAAAAGCUCCGGAGCUUUACGAGAAGAUAUCAUAUCGUUGAUAAAGUUCUGGCAACUCAUGCACUCGGAUAAGAAGUAUUUGAAGAGCAGCGAUAUAGGUGGUGAAUACGAGCUGAUGGGUCCGAGCAGCCAGCAGAGCCUCUACACGUCGAACUCGCCCACGGACAACAGGUCCUCGGUCAACAGCAGCGACAUCGGCAGCCGCCAGACCACGGGCUGGAUCAACACGGUACCAAUGUCUACAACCACGCUGAGCAGCGGAGCGGGUAGCAUAGCAGGGAAACGAUCUAACCGAAGCGUCAAGCCGCCCGUCAAGCAACAGGACACGUACGUCAAGGACUACGUCAGGAAAAGGAAUCUUAUAUUGGAGCUUAUGGCGGUCGAGAUAGAGUUCUUGGUGACGUGGCACAACCCUCACGGGCGGCCCGAGCAGGCCGUCCCGGGCGAGGACAACAUCGCCACCUGGCGCUCCAAGCCCAACACCGAGCGGACCUGGAGGGACCACGCCAAGCUGGCCUGGGAAAUCAGCCCCGUGCUCGCAGUCUUCAUGCCGGAGAGGCUAAAGAACGACGGUAUAGUGGCGGAGGUCAGACGCAAAGUCCAAGCGCAGCCGACCGCGGUGUGCCACGUCCCCCAGGCCCUGAAGUAUCUGGUCACCACCGAAACCUUACUCAACGACGCGCAAGAGCUGGUACACAUGAUAACCUGGGCCCGGGUCAGCCCGGUGGAGGCCCUGUCGUACUUCAGCCGGCAGUAUCCGCCGCACCCGCUCUCGGCGCAGGCGGCCGUCAACACGCUGACGUCAUACCCCUCCUCGACCCUCCUCCUGUACAUACCGCAGCUUGUGCAGGCGCUGCGGCACGACACGAUGGGAUACGUGGCGGAAUUGAUAAAGUCACUGGCGAAGAAAUCUCAAGUCGUAGCGCACCAGCUGAUAUGGAACAUGCACACGAACAUGUACACGGACGAGGAAAUGCAUAAUAAAGAUCCCGCUCUAUUCGACAUCCUCGAGUCGUUGACGAAGAGCAUAGUGGAUUCCCUGUCGGGACCCGCGAAGGCGUUCUACGAAAGGGAAUUCGAUUUCUUCGGUCAGAUCACGAACAUCAGCGGAAUCAUCAGACCGUACCCCAAGGGAGCGGAGAGGAAGCGAGCGUGCUUGGAAGCGCUGAAGAACGUUAAGGUGCAGCCGGGGUGCUAUCUACCCUCCAAUCCGGACUCUAUGGUCAUCGAUAUAGACUAUAAAAGCGGUACUCCCAUGCAGAGCGCCGCGAAGGCUCCGUACUUAGCGCGGUUCAGAGUCCGAAAGUACGGGAUCGCGGAAAUGGAGUCCCUCGCCAUGGCCAUCGCGUCGGGCGAGGAGCCGCCUGCGGAGGAAGGCAAGGACCGGUACACGUCGAUAGCGGCGGAGACCUGGCAGGCGGCCAUAUUUAAAGUGGGCGAUGACGUCAGACAAGACAUGCUGGCCCUGCAAGUGAUAUCGCUGUUCAAGAACAUAUUCCAGCAAGUCGGCCUGGACUUGUACCUGUUUCCGUACAAAGUCGUCGCCACCGCGCCCGGGAGCGGCGUUAUAGAAUGCGUGCCCAACGCCAAGUCGCGUGAUCAGCUGGGCAGGCAGACGGACUUCGGACUCUACGAAUAUUUUAUAAAGAAAUACGGCGACGAGACCACGAGAGAGUUUCAGGCGGCGAGAAGGUGCUUCGUGACCUCGAUGGCCGCGUACAGCGUCAUCGGCUUCCUGCUGCAGAUCAAGGAUCGGCACAACGGGAACAUCAUGCUGGACACGGACGGACACAUCAUACACAUAGAUUUCGGAUUCAUGUUCGAGUCAUCGCCCGGCGGGAACCUUGGCUUCGAGCCCGACAUCAAGCUGACCGACGAGAUGGUGAUGGUGAUGGGCGGCAAGAUGGAGGCGCCGCCGUUCCGCUGGUUCUGUGAACUGUGCGUGCAGGCCUUCUUGGCUGUCAGACCAUACCAAGAAGCUAUAAUAUCUAUGGUGUCGCUGAUGCUGGACACCGGUCUCCCGUGCUUCCGAGGGCAGACGAUACGUCACCUUCGCUCGCGUUUCGCGCCCAACUCUACCGAGAAGGAGGCGGCGGCGUACAUGCUCUCUAUCAUACGUAACUCGUUCUUGAACUUUAGAACAAGGACGUACGAUAUAAUACAGUAUUACCAGAACCAGAUACCGUAUUGAGUCGUCGAUGAAAUCGAUAUUCAUAUCGAUAGGCCGGUCGCGGUGCAUCUCUAUCUGACCUCGUGACGUCAGAGCGAAUGUGUGUUAUUUGUACAGAAAUAACUGGAAAUGAAGAUAACGAUUAAGACUCAACUUUCGAUGUGUUCCGGUACUCUUUAUAAACGAAUAUAAAGUCGAUAGUGACGAUGAUACGAAACAAACGGUCUGAUUGACAUUUUUUUUCUUCUAUAUAUAUACCUAAAUAAAUAAAAGAAAAAUAUAUGUUUAAUUUAAAAACGAAAUGGUGCGAAAUGUGUAGUUAAAACAAAUGUCCGUUUAAAACAAUGUUCCUUCAGGGAAGUGUAAGGUAUAUCGAUACAGUCGGAAAAGUGUGCGUAUCCGUUGCGAGAAUUAAAAAAAAAUAGCAUUACUAUUUUUUAAUCUAGAAUUCCGCCUAAUAUAUAACUUAAACGAGAUAUUUAACGGUAUUUUAUAUCAGGCGGGGGUUAUAUUAAUUACUUUGAGCGCGAUGUCUUUGGUUUGAUUUAGGAAAUAAUUCGGUUUUCAUUUUGUCUAUUAAAUUAAGGGGUAAUGUUUAAUGGAGAGAUUCAAGAGUUUUCUUGCCGCGGUUUUUAGUUGAACUGGUUCGUCGGUCGUAUUAUUUUUCCAAACAUACUAUCUAUAUAUUUGAUAGUAGAAAGAUAUUUACGAACCACUGGUCAAAAAAUAAUGUCAUUUGAAGUCAAAUUGCAGUUGUUGCUAAUGUGACUAUAAUGUAAUGAGCUUGCUCGGUCUCAACUUAAUUUCAAUUUAGGCAUUCAAAGGGCUAGGUCAUGCCUCAGAGUACUUCUCGAAUAACACCAGAUUGAGGUUAUUUUUAAAAGAAACUACCUAUUUUAAAAAAUUAGACGAAUUCUUAGUUACUUAGUUAUUCUUAGAAGAGUUUCUCGUCUCCUCGAUGACGACAACUAAAGGUUUUGAAAAUAAAUAAUAUUAAAUACCGGUAUUUGGUACUUAUCGUUACGUCCACAUAGCACUUUCUCUUAUAUUUAUAAUCAAACAAUCUUAUAAGUAUUAUCGUCUCAAAUUCACAAACCUUUCAGAAAUAAUCUGAUUAUUAAUGUCAUUAAAUAACAUAUAUAAUAAUUAUGUUCUCUAUGAACAAUAGAGAAGUAUAUACGACGUAUAUUCUAGAAACAAUAUGAGGGUAACAUUAGAAAUCAUGUAUUCAAUUACUACGACCCUUCAUUAAUUAAUAUUUAAUUGAACACGGAAAUUAGAAAGAAAUGAAAACUGCCACUAUCCUUAGAAAAUCCCUUUCUACUAUUAAGGUGCAAAUACUAGAGUUCUGUUAACAUUGUAAAGGUAUUUACGAUAUGUAUAACUAUGAUUUAAAUGUUUUAGGGAAAUAUAAGAUAAUUUUUAAUAAGUGCUGUAGUACUGCUAAAAAUAUACAAACAACACCCAUGCAUGCCAAUUUUUUUGUUCUUAUAAUUCAAUUAAAAAAAAAAGCAUUUGCCUGAAUUGAGAAACUUCUUUGUUAAUUAAAGUUGCACCGACUUGCAGUUUUUCUGAGCAACAGAUCACAUUCCAUUUUUUUUUUUUCAUAGUAUAUAAUUUAAAUUAAAUUAUUAUUUACAAUAUUGAAAUCUGUUAAUGCUUGUUUUAAUUUUUUUUUUAUAUACAGCAUGUUAUAAAAUGGUUGUUCAAAAUAUAAGAGUUGUGGAAUAUUGUAAUAGUAAAUUAAACUUAAAUAUACAGGUUACUUGCCCUAAAAAAAAACAGUAUUGUGUCUAUAGUGAACAAUUUGCUUCGAACGAGAUAUAAAUAAAAAACGUUACCAUUUAGAUGUAAUUAUAAGGAAAUACUAUAUCAUGUUCUGAAAUUGAUCUUUUACGUAAGUAUUAUAUUGUAUUUAUUGUAUAUUGCAUUGUACUUAGAGCUAUUUUAGAUGAAAACAAAUUUUCUCUAAUUCAAUCGAACUGUAGUGUUUUGAAAACAUUAUAAUUCGUAACUUAUCAAAGUCUUCAACUUUAUAUAAGAUAAUUAUAAUGUUGUCUCCAUAUUAACAGAAACCUCAAAGUGACAAACAUACUAAUAAAUAUAUUUAUGUAGAAUCAGAUUAAAAAUAAUGUUGUUGAUUAAAAAAGCAGAAUUUAUUGAUGUAAAUAAAAAAGAAACUAUAUUGUUGAAAUUCAAUAAGCUUAGUAAAAUGUUGCCAACAGAUUUAAUAAAAUGUUGAUAUUAUAAAGUUUUGUGUGUUCUGGACAUUCCUACAGAUGUUGUUGAAUUUUGAAUAAAGUAUCUGGUAAAGGUG
Molecule: messenger RNA, 8705 nt
Organism: Bombyx mandarina (wild silkworm)
Lineage: Eukaryota; Metazoa; Arthropoda; Insecta; Lepidoptera; Bombycidae
Gene: Pi4KIIIalpha
Product: phosphatidylinositol 4-kinase III alpha
Biological process (GO): phosphatidylinositol-mediated signaling; phosphatidylinositol phosphate biosynthetic process
Cellular component (GO): plasma membrane; cytoplasm
Molecular function (GO): 1-phosphatidylinositol 4-kinase activity
Source: RefSeq, a predicted model, not a curated record